AGCCGCGGCCCUCAGCGCAGGCUGGCUGCGGCGGCGGCGGCAAUGGCGGCCGCCGGAGGAGUUUCGCCGGAGCCGGCGGCCUCGGAACAACCCGUGGAGCUGCCCGCCUCGGUGCGGGCGAGCAUCGAGCGGAAGCGGCAGCGGGCGCUGAUGCUGCGACAGGCCCGGCUGGCGGCGCGGCCCUACCCGGCGACGGCGGCGGCGGCGACCGGAGGUAUGGCUAAUGUCAAAGCAGCCCCAAAGAUAAUUGACACAGGAGGAGGCUUCAUUUUGGAGGAGGAGGAAGAGGAGGAACAUAAAAUUGGAAAAGUUGUUCAUCAACCAGGACCUGUCAUGGAAUUUGAUUAUGCAGUAUGUGAAGAAUGUGGGAAGGAAUUCAUGGAUUCUUAUCUCAUGAACCACUUUGAUUUGCCAACUUGUGAUAACUGCAGGUCAGCUCCUCACCUGCCAGAAGAGCCACCCUUGCAGCGUCCUGCUGCAGACACUGGGCACAUCAUCCUUGGCUUGUUGCUGAGUGAAUCCUCCGUACACAGGGAGAGGGGAGAUGUUGAUGAUAAACACAAGCUUAUAACCAAAACAGAAGCAAAACAAGAAUACCUUCUGAAAGAUUGUGAUUUAGAAAAGAGAGAACCAGCUCUUAAGUUUAUCGUGAAGAAGAAUCCUCAUCAUUCUCAGUGGGGUGACAUGAAGCUCUACUUAAAAUUACAGGUUGUGAAGAGGUCUCUUGAAGUUUGGGGUAGUCAGGAAGCAUUAGAAGCAGCAAAGGAAGUUCGACAGGAAAACCGAGAAAAAAUGAAACAGAAGAAGUUUGAUAAAAAAGUAAAAGAAUUGCGGCGAGCAGUGAGAAGUAGUGUGUGGAAAAGGGAGACAAGUGUUCACCAACAUGAGUACGGAGCGGAGGAAAACCUCGAAGAUGACACGUACCGCAGGACUUGCACUGUGUGUGGCCAUGAGCUGACAUAUGAGAAAAUGUGAUUUUUAGUUCAGUGACCUGUUUUACAGUAUUUUACAUUUAAAUAAAGGAAAUUUAGAUUUUUCCUAGGGAGUAGGAGCUCAAGACAAUUUCAAAUUCGAUUCAAAAUUAGCCAAAAUGUAAACAUCACAUAGAGGAUGAGACCCUGCCUAAAUACUGCCCAGUAGUGUGUCUGUUAAGAGCCAGUUUCAGUUAAGGUUCAGUGGGUAGGCUGUAGCAGAAUGUAGUUCUGUUUUGUUUUUUUUUUUUUUUUUUUUUGUACUUCUCACAGCAUCCCAGGCAUCUGUGUCAAGGUGAACUGCUCAGAUUUCCUGUAUCUUCUAAAAGUGAUUACAGAGUAGUUUCAGCAGCUAGCAAGAGGAUCUGAUCCCAUGGUCCCACAGGCUUGGCUACAGGGCAUUUGCCCUGUUUUGAUAAAAACAAAGGCAAAUUAAGAUAAAUGUUCAAAUUGUUCUUGGAUAUGAUUCUUUAUCCUACUGCUACAAACAAAAGAAACAUGGAGAUUUACACUUUUAUUUUUCUCUUUAGAUUAGCCUUGGAGAUUAUGCUUGCAGGAACGCAAAAGUCAAAACAAGGCAAAUUCCCAAAAUUAGGUUUGAGACUAUGAUUACUAAUUGCUCUAAUUUCUGUAAUAUAUUUUUUAAAUGUAGAUUUUCUAUAUGUGCUAUAUUAUGGAUAUAUAAUACAUAGCUCAGCAGAACUUGAUUCUGAAUGGGCAGCAAGACUUCCCUGGGACAAAAAAGUUUCCGGCUUGAUGACAACUAGGGAUUGGGUUACUGGACCUAGGUUCAAAUUUCUAUUUACCAGCUCUGGCUCAUGGGCUGAAGUUACUCCAGGGGCCUGUUUUUAUCUGUAACGUGUGCAUAAUAAUCCCGCCUUCACAGGCCUGCUGUGAGGACUAAAUAGGGGACUUGGCAACACCUGCACCUGGUAGCCACCAGUUACUGAGCAUGUGGCAUCAUCCAGACCAAUAUGUUUACAGUGUUGCCUGGCUCAGGUGUGCUCCUAGUCACACUUCCCCUUCAUCCACUUAAGACCAUCCUGGUUUGGAGGUAUCACUGACAACUAAAUUGGCUCUACUCAGGCCAACUCUUUCCUCACCUUUAAUUUUCAGGUGUAAUUAUAGAUUAGUAAGUUACACAAAUCACAGCUAAAUUCUUUCCAGGAAAAACAAAAAACCUUAUCUUCGUUUGAACUGUUGCCAUGAAUAAUUUUCCUGGAGGGGAGAUUUGGAAUCAAGGAAAACAGGACAUGAUUGCUUAGACAAAAGCAUGUUAAAUGGUGUCAGUACAACUGAACAGAGCAUUGAUUCACUACAAGGUGGAACAUGAGCAAUGUGCCAUCCUUUUAUCUGUGUGUGCUUCACUACUGGAGAAAGAAACUGUUGAAUGUUUGCUCAAAAUUCAGUCCCUAGUUCAGUCUUUCCAUUUGCCUAGAUUCAGUGCCACCAGAUUGGGACGGAGCCAGAAACAGCUCUGAGUGACACACAUCAGUGAACAGUUGUUAGAAGCAACCAUUAUGUAUGACAAGAGGGUCCAAAAGGAGGGCAAUGAAAACUUCCAAAUCCCUCUAGAUACGGAUCGAGUGUUACUAGUCAACCUUUGCAGUACAUCAUGAAAGGAUGACAGUAGUUCAGGGUCAACUAAAAAGCUGCCGAUGUCUCAAGGAUAGGAAUCAUUUCUAAGUAGUUAAGUAGUUCGUACUGUGCUUAGCAAGGGGAAGGAGUAACAAUAUAAAAGUGUUUAGCCAAGAACCUGGGUUUUAGUCCCCUUUCUGUUAACCGCUUGCCAUGCAAUCCUGAUCUUGUGAAUAAUUACUUCGUCUUAAAUGGUAUUUAACAAUUUUAGGAAUUCCCAUCUAUUGAGUGGAGUAUUUUUGGUAGCCACUAAAAGGAUGGCAAACCAAAGGGACCACAUGUCAAUAUGGAAAUGAUUAAUGCAUGAGAAGCUUGUGUCAGGAAAAAUGAUAGCUAUGUUGGAAGUGUUCAAAAAUCUACCAGUAAUUGUGGGCUUAAGGGUAAGGCUUAUUGAAAGAAGUCUAAAAAGUCCUAGAAAUCUGUGAUGUCAGAUAAUCCCUAAUACUUGUGUAUUAUUUUACAAAGCACUCUGAUAUUAUCUUAUUUAAGCUUCAACACCAUAUAGGAAACAGGCUCAGGAAUAGGUAGUUACUUGAACCAGAUAUCACAGGAACAAAAUCUAAACCCACACCUAAUUCCAAGUAUAGUUGUAACCAGUCUAGCUAUUUCUAGUUUCACUUCAUCCUGUACUCACUACAUGACCUCGACAAACCCCUCUGAGGCCGGGGGAAAUGACCAGAUGCUCUUGGACAGUGGUUCCCAAACCUGUGUGCACAAUGGACUCACCUGACAGACCACACCCCUGGUGUCUGUGUCCCACUCCCAGAGAUUGUGAUUUAAUUUUUAAAACAAUUUUUAAAUGAUUAUAAAGUGAUUCUAAUGUUCAGACAAAUUUGGGGAACUGCUGCUCUAAGUAGUCAAAUUUUAUAUACUCAUAAGUAGUUAGCUUCUAGAUAGCUAGAUACCUAGUAAGAUAUUACUUAAAAACAUUUUGAAGAGAAAAUUUCAAGUGGAGAUAAGUACACCUUCAUUAAGAAAUCACCAAUUUUAAAGCAAACUGAGAUGAUAAAUCAUGAAAAACCAAAGUUUAAAAAACAUACUUUUAGUUUUAUUUCAGUCAUGUUAGGUUAUCCAUGAGCUGUGAAAAGCUAGGCUACUUGGUAAUAAACCAUCAGUUCUACAUACUACUUUGUAAGCUUGAUCUCUAGUGUUUCACAUAUCUCAGAUCAGUUUUUUUUGUUUGUUUUGUUUUCUUCCUUAAAGAGAGAAAAUAUCAAAUGAAUCACAGUAAAAGUUGUAUCUGUCACAUAUACACUGUCCUAUGGUCAGGUCACAUCACUGCCAUUAGGAAGUCAUUUAGGGGUAAUUAAAGCUAAUUGUGUUCAUGUUCCUCACUGUAACCCUCCCCCUCUGUUUCCUUUAAUAAGUGAAAGGAUACUACAAGAAAGCAAGCAUUCAAACCAUCAAAAAUAAGACAAAUUAUUUUAAGAUAUUUUUAAAAAAUCUCAACACGAGGAAAAAAAAAUGACCCUUAGGCCUGCAGGGCACAGAACUGCUGGAACACAGCCAAGAUGUGAGGGUCUAACUCGGCAGUGAAGAGAAGGUUCUCCAGGGUCACCAUGUACUGCUGGAUUAUUUGGUGAUGCUGUGGACACAGAAAGUGGGUGGGGGGGGUGGGGUUAGCUCAGGAGAAGAGCAGGAGUUUGCCUCCGCAGCCCACCCACGAAGAGAAAUGGUGGGCAGGGAUAGGAAAAACAGGCCCCCCUUCCCCGCAUUAAGAAAGUGCCGAGGGGAAUGAGAACAAAGGGUGUUCAAUAACUGUAAAGAUCCAAUUCUGAACAGCUUCCAGGUAAAUGCAAUUCAUGACCCCAGGCAGUGGCAGCAGCUGCCACCACACUGAGAGCCUGGGAUUGGCUGGGCCUCUCCCUGCAUUAAGGGCUUAACACCUUAGGAUCUGUUACAGUGGCCCAACCAGGGGCCCACCUGGGAAGAUUUUUAAAAAAGGAAGGUGUUCUAAGUUACAAAUAGGAAUAGCAUAACUGCUUAAAACCAUGGUCUCUGACACAUGAGAAAAAAAAUUUUUGAGCCCCCACCACCCCCCUUUUGGUUACAGCAUUAAAAUAAAAAUCUCUUUGCAUAAGAAAAAAUUUAAGAGAUCACUGGGGAAUUCUAAGUCUUUCGUAAAAUAAGAAUGCCAAACUUCAUUUUUGCUUUUUAUCUUUUAAAAUAAAUAGUUCAUCUGUUUUACUGAAAAUCAGUGGCAAAAAAUUGUGGGAAAAUAAAAUAAUCUCUUCCAUGUGCUCCUGUAUAGACCUGAAUACACUCAGAGACCCACACAGGACUAGGGGCCAUUAAUGCUUUUUAACCGGCAAUACCUAAAGAAUCUAGAGUGAACCCGAAUUUUGGAGGCUUAAAUAAUCAAUUUAAGUUUUUUUUUUUUUUAAAUUUUUUAAAUGACUUCUAUUUUCUCUUUUCUGGAACAAACAUGGAUUUUUGGGUUAGCAUCUGAAGAUACAAAGACUUUGUUCCACUCUCCUACAUAUCUUUCACAUAAAUCUAGCAGAGGGUAGGCCUUGAAUUUUGUUUUUAUAUAAAGAUCUUCAGGACUUACCUAGCUUCUAUGGGCACUUCUUUAAUCUGAACAUUAGACUUUAAAGACCUUUAUAAAUCCAGUUACUGUUCCUUUAGCAUUCCUUUUCUCUAAAAUUUACAUUAAUUACAGCCAGGCUCUCUAGCAUACAAAAUGGCAAGUGGGAGUGCCAGUGCUACAGAACCAAUUUAAGUGUAAGUGUUCUGAAGAGCAGUGGCAUCACAUUUUGUAGUACAGACUCCUGAGACUUGACAAUGAUAUUUUUAAUGGAAAAUCUUUGUGGCUGAGAAUGGCGAUAUUUCUUGUCUGGUCCGUUUCCCACGCACCUGUAAGAAGAUCUGCUGGAGCCUCUCUAUACAAUUCUUAAACCAUGGUGUUAAGACACUGGUCCCAUCAGUCUCACACCGUACUAAGUGCUCGGUUAAGAUCAUGAUAAAACGCUGCAAAGGGGGGCAAAGUUAAAGAAGUAUUAGAGGGAGAAUGCUCCUGCUUCAGAAACAGUUGCAGUCAUGCAAGAGAACCCAAGGCACUGUUUGUGCCACCCUGUUUUUGUGGCUUGUAUCCCUCACUUUCAUAAUUCAUUAAAUAUUGUCCAUCUAGAAUGGCAGACUGUUGAUAAUUUGAGUUGGUACAUCUUUUCUGGCAAUACAAAAAGAUCCUUAAUGUUUAAAUGACUGAUCCUAGAAAUUUUAUGUUGAAUCACAAGUGUGAACAGGGAUUUAUGCACCAAGCUGUUCACCAGGGAGCAAAGCCAUCACCUAAAGGCUCAACAAUAGGGAACAGUUAAAUAUGACUCAGGCAUUUAAGAAAAACAUCAAAAAACUAAGCAUGGAAUGCUAAGCAGACAACACAAUUCAAAGGUAUACAUGGUUAACCUCAAGUGGUAAACUGCCGGGUGACCUAAAUCUUUGUAUUUUUUUCUGUAUUUGUAAACUCUUUCAUAAAUGAGUAUGUAUUACUUUUAUGAUUAAAAUAACAUUUUUUUAAAAAAAACUAAA
Choloepus didactylus (southern two-toed sloth) is the source of this 6137-nucleotide messenger RNA. It is a transcript of the gene XPA, whose product is annotated as XPA, DNA damage recognition and repair factor. The transcript is spliced from 7 exons. Gene Ontology annotation, molecular function: damaged DNA binding. Gene Ontology annotation, biological process: nucleotide-excision repair, DNA damage recognition; UV-damage excision repair; nucleotide-excision repair involved in interstrand cross-link repair. The record is from RefSeq and is a predicted model, not a curated record. Gene Ontology annotation, cellular component: nucleotide-excision repair factor 1 complex. NCBI's taxonomy places the organism in Eukaryota, Metazoa, Chordata, Mammalia, Pilosa, Megalonychidae. Bases 43 to 975 code for a protein of 310 amino acids.